UAACCGUAAGUUUCUCUUGAAAAUGACUCACACAGGUAAAACGCAACAAGUCGGAUAGUCAGGUCACCGAAAGAUACCUAGUUACACCUGUUACGUGGAACCCUUAUCGUACUCAAUAUUUGACAUGUGAGGUGCUAAAAUUUAUUUUUAAUUUCUUUAGUUUUUAACAUCACACGAAAAUGUGGCGGUAUUGUACGUUAUUAUUGUGUUUUUUUGUUGUUUCUAUUGAAAGUCAAGGAUUGGCGGCUACGACAACUGUUAAAUGCGGUGAAAAAGUAUGUAACUUGUAUGAAUACUGUUCGAAAUUUGACGGAUCGUGUCAAUUAUGUAGUGAUAUUUGCAAUAGUACCCAUCAUAAUUUCGAUAAGUAUCAAUGCGAAGAAAGAUGUCAAACUUACUUACACGAUAUUCGAUAUGUGAAACUAGAUGGUGGUGUAUCUGGAAACGAAGACCUCAAAGCAACCGUAAAGCAGCUUUCGAAUAUGGUAACAGUAACUCUGACAUUAGUAUGUCUUCUGCUAGUGGUUCUUGCGUUUUUCCUCUGUUUCCAGUUCUACAGAUGGAAAGAAAAAAAGAACAUAACAUUCGCAUCUCUAAAGGACAAACUUUUUGGAAAAAAGACCGGUGACGUGAAUACAGCAGCAACAAACAACGUACCUGAACCGUCGUUUAAGAAGGGGGGAGAUCUAAGACUGGACAUCACGUCCAACGCAUCACAUUCAGAUCAUAGUCCUGUCACUUUAUCCACAUCUAUCAGCAGACGUCCAGCUGAAGACAGCACACUUGAUUACGCUUACGACAACCACGGUAUGACUCCUGCAUCACGGUGAAACAGUCCAUAGUUUCUAAAUCUUAAAAUAUACGUUAAGAAGCGGAACGGGAACUCCUUCAAUAUGGAUUCACCUAAAUUUAUAAGCAAUAACAAUGAUGAUAUUAAUCUCAAAAUAAUUUUGAACUGUUGACGCAAUCCUUUGUAAUUUUUUUUUUGUAUAAAUCCAUAUUAAAACAUUGCGCAUUUUAUACCUCUAAGAACAAAACGAAUUCGCCCGUGAAAAGGCGGCGGUAGUUGUGGUGAAAUAUCUCACAAAAUCCAUGCAGACCCGACCGGUUCGAACCAUCACAUGUAGGUUUCAUUUGUUUUAAUAUCGAACUUUUUUUCAAAGGUUUUAUUCUAUUUUUUGUUUCCGCUUUUAUGAAAUGAACCCUUUCUAUGGUGUGCUCCUUCUCCUCUUCUGAAAACUUUUUCCUAUGUACUGGUAAAGUUGCUGGUGGUCGCCGUGCAGAAAGCAGGUCGGAGCUGUGGUAGUUUUUUCCUGGUCCGUUCAAGAGUAUAAUAUGCGCGAUCCUUAAUGUAAUGUCACUUAUAAAUUAUUCAUUUUUUUAUAAAAAAUUUAUUUUGUUGAUGGAGAUUUAUUGAUAAUUUCGUAAAAAAAUUAUCACGAUUUUCAAUAUCGAUUUUUAACGAAUUUAUCUAUGUGCUUUAAAAUAAUCAAAUAAUCGAUUAAUUAAUAGUUGUGAGAGUAGUUUUAUAUUGAAUAAAACAGAAUCAAGACAAAUUCAUACGUACCCUGACCACCAGAGAGCGUUGGUAGUUCGAUUUCGAUGAAAUCUCCUAGUCAGCGACUGUAGAUUGUUGUUAUAAAAAUUUGAUGAAAUACGCCCAUAUAUAUGUUCAAAAUAAGCACAAAAUUCAAAAAAUAUUCAAUUUUGCAUUUAAAAGAAUAAAAUUUAUCUACAUUUAUUUAAAAAGUUCCACUACAAAUGUGGAAUUUUUGGUCAGGUGCUUUCCAAAGUUAUUUAUGCAAAAAUUUUGACUUUUAACUCCUUUAAAAAUCUAUCUAGGUAACUGGAUUACAUUUAAAGUUAUUUAAAUUUGAAAAUUCUAUACCUAUAUCAAUUUCGAAGUUUUUAUUCAAAAUUUUCGGAAACUUUCUGGGGCUGCUGUUUUUUCUAAAACGGUUAAUAUUAAGUAUAAUAUUUAGUUAUGGUGUAUUUCAUAAGAAAAUAUUUCUAACAAUAAAUACUUUGGACAGUAUUCAAAAGUGCCAUUCAUGUAAAACGUUAGUUUUUAACACAGUUGAAAUUUAUUUCUUAAAAAAUAAAUAGAAUAAAUAAUAUUCUUGUUGAUCAGUUUUUUAAAGAUCUGUAUUAUUUAUAAAAUUAUGGAUUUAUGUUAAGUAAUCCAACCUAAUCUUAUUCAAAAGAUUUAGAACAGUUUAAAGCUUCAAAUUUUCCAACAUAAUGAAUCCGUCACGAGUUGUUUUAUGUACUCGAGCUACCUUUUCGUUUACCUAAAAUAUCUCCGUCUCGAGUUGGCGCAUCUUUAUCUCAACGGAUCAAAAAUCAUAUUGUAGCACACCUAUUUUAAUAAAUGUUUGAGCCUUUGUAAUAGCAGUACUGUCUUCAACAUUAAACUGAAAGCAAUUUCUUAAUCGCUCCUAAAUAUUCAGCAUUAAAGAUUGCCACUUCUAACCAAGUCAACACUGGUUCGGGAGGUGGAAGUACAUUCGGCAAUUCUUCCCUGUAGAAUGAAUCCAUAAAGAAGUUUUGAAAAAUACAUUUUUUAUGCUGCUAAUCAGUACAUUUACAUAAAAAAAUUCACAUCUAAUAUGUUCAAUUACUCUGUUGCGUUCAAGAGACCCACCUUGACUACAUGGAAAAUUCUACCUGGUUAAGCCAGAAAUCGCAUUGAGAAAAUCACGAAAAAUUGACAACACUCCUAAAUAUGCACGCAAUAUGCAUUUAGCAUAGAAUCCGCUCUCCAGUAAUUACAUUGAAUGUCACUUUGGAACUACCACCUUUCUCGGGUGUUCAGGAUAAGUACUAAACAUAUACAAGUACCUAAAAUCGUACUAUUUUCAUCCAGAGUAAUCAGCUGGCAAUAAACUGUGGUACAAAACUCGAAAUAUCUUUAAAAUAAGACUAUAUAUUUACAUUGAAGUUAAAAAGAAUACAUUAGUUCUUAUAUAUUCCAUCUUGAGGAAAAACUUUUCCCCUAUUUUGAACUUAUUCUAUUAGUUUCCAAAAUAGAGACAACACUUUUUUAUUUGUAUGCUAUAGUUUGAUAGAUAUACGAAAAACUAUCAUAUAUUUGGUUGAGAACCGAAUACCUGCUCUAAAUUUUACAUUUUACUCUAGAAAUCUACAUUAUUUUAGUCCUAAUAAUUAUUUCAGUAAGUGAAAUAUUUACAAAAAAUAGUCGAAAUAUCUUUGUUUGUAAAAGUGUUUCAAAUUGUUAUAAAAGUUCUAUUAUUUCAUGUGUACUUCCAAGUUAGAUGUAUUCUUUGAUAUAAGAUUUUGUACAAGUUAAUAGAAAGCCUCGUUGUUGUAUCUUUCUAAAUUGUUUCUUUCAAGACCUCACUUGUAAUAUAAAAAAUUGAUUCAAGUAAUCGAAAGUGAGAUACACAAAAAUGUUAUCAAUUCAAUUAAUUCCCAUAUUUUUCGCUAGUUUAUAUCCUUAAUUUUGUCUGAUUUGUCUAUAGGUAGAAAAAUUUCAUUUCAAUCGAUGUUCCAGAUUGCUCGCAUUCGAUUUCUAUUCUUAGUUUCCACUUUACGCAUUGUCGCGAUCCGAUGUAAUUCGGAUACGGCAUACCAAAAAGGCGUUCAAAGAAAAUGAUUCCAUGAUAGGAAAAGAUUUAGUUUCUAAGGUUUUCAGACGCCCCGCUUCGAAUUGGAAAUUCAAUAUGUGUGAUAUAUACGCCUCGGAAGUGUUUCCUUAUGAGACAUAUAAUACCAUCCCCAAGGAGUGGUUUUGUCCUUUUUAUGAAUAAAACUGUCGUUUAUGUUACAAACAAAACAAAUAUGAAUAUACUACCUUUUUCAUUUUAGAAAAACAUAGAUUUAAGUUGGUAAUUAAUAAUUCUAGGGAAGCACUAGCCAGCUUAUCAAUACUCUUCCAGAAAUGUCGAGACAUGAGGCAAGAUUUCUAUUUCGAGUUUAUUAGAAAUCUUUAUUGGAACUAAGAAGCAACGAUUAGAUAUGGACAAACGACAUCAGAACCGGUGUGUAUAGAAAAGGGUGUACGACAAGGUUGUAUUUUGUCGCCAAUACUGUUCAAUAUGUACUCUGCGUACAUAUUUAACCAAGAGAUGACGAGGAGGGAAUAAAAAUUAACGGCAGGACAUUAAACAACAUACGUUAUGCGGACGACACGGUUAUCAUUGCAGACAAGAAGCCCUUCAACACCUAAUCAACAACCUUUUAUGUAACGCGACCUUGAACUUAAACUUAAGCAGAAACAUGGACAUUAAAAGUGGAUACCAUGUCCUGAUUCGAGGCUUUUGAAAUAUGGAUCUCAUGGACUCAAGAUAUACCUAACGAAGUGCUUAGACGUAUGGGAAAGGAAAGAGAGUUACUUACAACAAUAAAGAAAAGAAAGACCGCUUAUCUGGGCCACAUAUACCGUAAAAACAAGUAUGAUAUACUGAAAUAAAUAAAAGAAGGAAAAACCGUAGAAAAAUGUAGUCGCAAACAACAUUCAAGGUUAAAAACCAUACGCGAUUAGCAUGGUAUGAACACAUCAUCAUUAAUUCACACGCAGAUGGCACCUGAAGAAGAGAAGAAUCAGUCGAUAUUACGAUAUUUUGGCGACUAAACUGACAGUAAAUUUCAAAGACUUAUCUCACAUAUUUAAACAAGCAAAUUUAGGUAUAUAUACAGCGUUUUUCCAAUUUUUUGCGACUUUCAAAAUGAUUCAAACCUGAGUAAACAAAAUUUAUUAAUUUAAAGUCCAUGAACAAGCCUGUUAAUAUCUGGAAUACUUCCAGUUUUAUCACGUCUCUUUUCACUUAACUAAACAAUAGCUUCUUAUUCAGAAUCCGAUUAUGAUAUUCUCAGUUUGUCCCGGGUCAAAACUGUCUGUAAAAAAAGUGUAUAUAAAAACUUCCUCAACAUUCCAAAGGACCUUCCAACAGUAUCAGGACAUCUUCAUCUGUGAGUGAUGGAAGAACAGAAAUUUAUCAUCUAGAGAUAAUGUUCUUCUAUACUAAAAAUAUAAUCGAUGAAAAUACUUAUUUUCCAAAUAGAAUAUCGUAAUUUAAUCAAUGUCCUUACACGGAGUUGUCAAAACUGAACAUUUACCAAAGAGAACAUCGAUAAAAGGAUCAUAUUGAUGAAAAACAAAUGUAAAACAAGAAAGUGGUAAAGUGAAAGAGGAAAUAUCCUUAAACAAAAAACUAACGAAAGAAAAACACAUUAAUAAAGUGGAGACCGUGGAUGUACAAAAUGAAGUGGAGAGAACCACAAAUAUCUUGAAGAGAAUUUGAAGAUCGCUGAACCAAAAUGGACACAAUUCUUCCAAAUAGAGAAUCGUGAAGAAUGAAAAGGAAGGUCUGUAUUUUGAUGUAUGAUUUUUAUAUGAUAAAACAACUUGGGUUAUUUGGAGACUACUAAAACUUUUCUCCGUUCAAAUACGUUUUCCACUGAAAUUUUUUAAAAACAAAAUGUGAACCGUAUUAGUCCAGAAAAUAACGUCCCGAACAUAACAUAGAAAUAUGAAAAUUUUUAGUUUUCCUUGUUGUUUUUCAAAUUUGAAGCUGUAGUUAGUUCUAUAAAUUUACAAUAUCAGUUUCUGAUGUUUAGUAGUAGUACAGUUUACUUGUGUGGGCGUGAAUGUCACAGUGGAAUUCUCAACAGUUAUUUAAAUACUAGUAAUGUCAAUUUUUGGUUGUACUACCUCGUUUAAGCUCUGCCAACCAAUAUUUCAUUAUUGUGAACGACGGAGCAGUUAUUAGAAAAAUCCAAUGCAGAUGUUUUUAUGCUCAAUCUGAAGUAUUGUAUCAUAUAGAAUUAUCUAAAUUUGAUAUCUUGUGAUUCAAAUCAAUUUUGUACUUAACAUUGGAAUAUAGGAAUACACUAUUUAAUUGAUACCACAUUGGGAUUGAUUGGUCAGGCUGUAAACAUCAAUAAUUUUUUAACAACAUGCCUUUAAGAAAGAUACAGUGUUAAUAGUCAGGCUCCGACAUAAACAAUAAUUGUAACAUGUCAUUAGGUCUGUUACGUUCUUCCUCCAAUAUUUUAAUAUUCCUUAGUUCACUUAUUGUGUUACAGUAGUCACUUCAGACUUAUUUCUUCUAACGUCCUACUCCAUUCGAAGAAUUUAAUAAAACCUCAAUGUCGUUGCUAAAACGUCCUCUAACUACAUUUACCACAAAGUUUACUAUAUUUACUCUGAUUUAAUUUUUUUAUAUGUCUUUUUCUCUUCAAUUAUCGAUAGUAAAUAGAGGAUGUUUUAGCAACGACUCUGAGGUUUUAUUGAAUUCUUUGAAUGGAGUGAGAGGUCGAUAACAAAAUAAUAAUAAAUAAGGAAUAUUUAAAUAUUUGAAGAACACAACAGGGUUAUUUUGAUAUGUUACGUAAUAAUCUUUAAUAUUUAGUUAAUAAUUAUUGAAAAAAUGUUUUAAUUAGUACUUUGACGUUAUGUAAAACGUAAUUAUGUAUGGUAGAAAUAAGUAUUUUCUAAAAUAAUUGCCCAAUUGGUAGCUCAAAUAUAUCAUAUUCAAUAAAUGUUUAUCGCAAAUAGUUUUUCAAUGUUAUUAAUUAGAAUAAUAGAAUAUAGAAUAAUUGUGACUUCAAACACUCACUUACUCAAAAUACAUAAUUUUAGAAGUCUAAUGAAGUCUACAGUUCAGUAAAAUUGAACAUUUUGGUGAAAAUUGUAUUAUUUUUCAAUUAUAUAUGUAGUUAUAUAUUAGCUUAGAGCGCACCUAUGUACUUAAUAAUUUAAAUAAAAUAUAUAACUUUCAAUAAUAAUUAACAUAACCUUAAUACAAUUAGAAAUUUACAAAUCGUAGUUUCUACAUUAAGAACGUGUUAUUGACAAAUUUUUCUGCUGUUACAUAUGUCAAAAUCAAUUUUAAAAAAUGUAUAGCAGUUACUUAGUGUCCAGGCAAAACACAGUAUUUAGGAUAAAGAAAUUUUGAAGAAAAAUUAGCGAUUCAAUUGGACUCACAAUUACGUUAAUAUUAAUCAAGAAUUUAUUUCCAUACAUUACAUUCCAUUGUUUAAUAUUUAGGUAAUUUCAUUGGGAAAAAGCAUAACUUAACAUGUAGAUUAUCGUGACAUAUCUUUGAAUAGCAUUCGAAAAGUUUUUCAUACAUUCAUUAGUAUUAUGUGUAGAAAAAAGUCUGACAGCAAGUUUUUCAACAGAAUUAUUAUCAAUCGAUUAGUUUAUACUUACAUUACAUGUCUAAAACUAUUCAUUAUAAAAAAUACUAAUCCUAUCAAGAAGAAAAAUGAAGCCAACAUUUUGGAUUCCUUUAAACUUGGCCGGUAAUUCUGGAAACAAGAAAAAUAUUGAAAAUCUGAUUUGUGGACCCAAUUUUUAUAUUCGGAGUAGUAGAUUCAGUCAUUUGUCGAAAUAGUCAUCACAAAUUACCUUUUUCAUUAUCAGAAUAAACCUGUUGGUCCCAGUUUUCAUAUGCAUAAAACUGGAUCCAAUUUCCGUCGAAAGAAAUUCGAAAUAAUAUUUUUCAAGAAAAAUGAUCUCAUUUUCUAAAUUCAGAUCUUUAGAUAAAGUUUUUGUCUAAAUAUUCACAUCACAAAUUACCUUAUUAACACUUGGACUCAGUUUUAAGAAUCACAACUCUGGAUCGAGUCUUCCAUCACCUUUAUCAACAUCAGAACAAGCCUCAUCAUCCCAUUUAUUUAAAUUUAGACCACUGAAUCCAGUCAUUGUCAAAAUAUUAACCACAAACUACUUUAAUUAACACUCAAAAGACUUUUGGAUCCAAUGAUGACAAUCUUCGUCGUAUAUUUUUUAGAAAUGACAUAUAAUAGGAUUUUUAAAUUGAAUGAAAAUUACUGUAUUUUGUACUUGUUCUUGAAACAAUUCUAGGUUCGGUAGCAAUAAAGAAAUUCUUAUUUUAUAUAAAUUAUAUAUAAGUUUAGGGUUUAUCAUAAUCAUUUAAGUUACCAGAUGUACAACUUUUUUUGAAAUAUUAAUUUCAUUUUUAUCAAUUCUUUCUUUGUUAAACUUGAGUGUAUUUUUCUAACAUCAUCAAUAUUCUAGUCAUAAAUAUAUACUUUUCUUGAAAGGGUCAGUUUAAUAUUUGAAAAAAAAUCUAUUAAAUGAAUGAAUAAAACCUUUUUCUUAGUAAAAACAUAUAGAUCAAGCUUCUCUCAUAUUUUAUUCAAUAAUAUAGCGAGUCCUGGAGAAAACAGACUCAUGAAUUUCAUUUAAUUGAAUUUAAUAAGAAUGUCAUUCUGUAAUCCCUGAGAGAAUAUAACUUUCGAAAGUAUGAGAAUCAGUUUUCUGAACUUUUCAAAUUCCCAAUUCACAGAUAGUGCUGUAUUCGUUAAAUUCAAUAAAUAUUAAAUUAAAGUAUAUUGGCUAUAAAAGCAAAUAUAAUUACAAGCCGCUUGACAAGAUGCGAUACAACGUGCAAUGCAAUGCAAGAUGUUUCAUCUAAGAACUUGAUAUUAUCGGUUUUGUAUAGUUUUUAAUGCACGCAAGUUGCAAUCUAGUUACUUUUGGCAUAACAGAUCAUCGUAAAACUUAGCUUCGUUAUUUUCAUUGUUAAACUAUCUAUAAAAUAUUAGUAAAAAUUUGUUUACUUUUACUGUUUAAAGAGACUUGCAUGCAACUUCUUGCACGUUGUAUUGCAUUUUGUUUUAACGUUCUAAUCGUAGUUAGGCAUCUUCCCAAUGAAAAUUGAUAUUCUUUAAAUCUAUUUUAGUCAUAGUUAGCUUAGUUUCCAGUUAUUCUCUUCUAUUAUAUAGAAAUAAUAAUAUUUUAUAAUAGUGAUUCCUUUAUAGUUUGGAAGGAUGUUAACAUAUUUCAGAUUUUAGUUGUUUUUUAUAUAAUUAUUAACAUUAACAUCUUCUUCUACUGUAAUUUGACAAUGCAAGUGUUUUCUCAGUUCAGUUACGAAGAUUAUUAUUAUUAAUAUCCAAUGAAAGUUGUAGUACUUUCAUUUUUUUUUAUUAUAUAUUAGAGUAUUGCAAUAUAUGCUUUAGGCUUAAGUUAUGUGAUAUAUCUAUUCACUAUUCAUGAGCUAUAUAUACUAUUUAGAAAUAUUGUUAGUCUUAAUUUAUCUACUUACAGACUAUAGCCCUUAUCGUGACGUCCACUAGUUAUUAAUUUUUAUCUUAAUAUUAUUAACAAGUACUUUUAAUCCAAUAUUUCUUAUAAUUGUUUUAACUAAUAUUUUUAUGUUGAUUUUUUGUGUUUAAAUAAACUUUGUUAUACUCAA
Diorhabda carinulata is the source of this 9191-nucleotide messenger RNA. RefSeq names its product protein grindelwald. The coding region runs from base 180 to 830 and encodes 216 amino acids. The record is from RefSeq and is a predicted model, not a curated record. Lineage: Eukaryota; Metazoa; Arthropoda; Insecta; Coleoptera; Chrysomelidae. The transcript has 4 exons.